AUCACCCUAAAAUAAGUCCGACCUCUCCUCCUUGGGUGAAGGUUCAUUGCGGUGACUCUUGAGUUAGCUGUCUACUACUGUGUAUUUAACCGUUUAAGCUACAAUGUCUGGCCGUGUUCUCGUUGGAGUUAAGCGUGUCAUUGACUACGCAGUGAAGAUUCGUGUGAAGCCAGACAACAGCAGCGUGGUGACGGAUGGCGUCAAGCACUCAAUGAACCCCUUCUGUGAGAUCGCUGUGGAGGAGGCGGUCAAGCUGAAGGAGAAGAAGCUUAUUAAGGAGGUGGUGGCUGUCAGCUGCGGGCCACAGCAAUCACAGGAGACCAUCCGUACUGCCCUUGCCAUGGGAGCAGACCGCGGCAUUCAUGUGGAAGUGACGGGGAAAGACUAUGAAACCCUGGGCCCCCUGCAGGUCUCCAAGAUCAUGGCUGCUUUGGCCAAGAAGGAGGAUGCUCAACUGGUCAUCCUUGGCAAACAGGCCAUCGAUGAUGACUGCAAUCAGACAGGCCAGAUGACAGCAGCCUUACUGGACUGGCCUCAGGGUACUUUUGCAUCAGAGGUGUCACUGGAUGGAGACAUGGUUAAAGUGGUGAGAGAGAUCGAUGGGGGGCUGGAAACUAUUAAGAUCAAAACACCUGCAGUGGUUACCGCAGACCUUCGACUCAACACCCCCCGAUACGCCACCCUGCCUAAUAUCAUGAAAGCCAAGAAGAAGAAGAUCGCUAACGUGAAGCCUGCAGAUUUAGGCGUGGACCUCACAUCACGGUUGGAGGUGUUGAGAGUGGAUGAGCCCCCACAGAGACAGGCGGGGGUGAAGGUGGAGACGGUGGACGACCUGGUGGGAAAACUGAAGGAGGCAGGGACGGUGUAGAGGUUUUAGGAGCGAAGGGAGGGAAGCACAGACCUUAGCAGAAGGGACUACUGAAUAACUCGACUGUAUUACCUGAGCACACCCGGAGGACGAGCUUACGUAUCGGUCUAAUCCCUCUGUUCGAGACUGUGACUCCUGAGGAUAUGCAGGGAGGUACCGACAGGAGGGGAGGAGUACUGAGAAACACCGUCCUGCAGCAGACCCAGACAACCCCGAAAAGGAUCAUCUCAUCUUUUAUGUGCAUUUUAGCUUACACUGCUGGAUCAUCUGCAUCACAGGCUUCUACUGGAGCCUUAGACAAGCAGAAUUUAUGCAAUAAUUCAAACCCAGAACCUUCCUGUCAUUCACGCAGCUCUUUGUAAGACACUGUUCAAUGCAGUUUACCAACAGCAGCUUGGCUCAACUCUUUAAUCUUGUACAUCUGUGGUCACACAUGUUAAGAGGUGCAGUUUUUGUAAAUGAUAUAUGUAAAUAUGGACCCAGACAUGUUGAGAUGAUUGUGUCCUUCAAGAUUAUUGUCAAGUCUACAGGUAAUUUGUAUAGUUUGUGUAAGUGUAUAACUGGGUUUCAGGGAGGGUGUCUCUCAGUAUGAGCAGGAGGAGAUGAUCAGAAAACUGAAUUUUACCGUAAGCGCCUCAAUUCUCUGUUGAUUGUACAGAAGCAUUACCAUGACAAUAAAGCAGACAGUCUUUUUCAUAUCUAAACACA
Acanthopagrus latus (yellowfin seabream) is the source of this 1576-nucleotide messenger RNA. It is a transcript of the gene etfb, whose product is annotated as electron transfer flavoprotein subunit beta. The transcript has 7 exons. Gene Ontology annotation, molecular function: electron transfer activity. Gene Ontology annotation, cellular component: cytosol. The record is from RefSeq and is a predicted model, not a curated record. Bases 104 to 868 code for a protein of 254 amino acids. NCBI's taxonomy places the organism in Eukaryota, Metazoa, Chordata, Actinopteri, Spariformes, Sparidae.